ACUGAGCCAACUCCCCCUCCCUCCUUUAGCGAAAAGCUAGAUCCGCCCCCCGGGGGCUCGUUGUAUGCUUUUGAAACGCGCUAGCCGAAACCGGGCAAAAAACCCUCAAUUAUCCCCUGCGGCUUUGCAUAGUACACUGUCCAUAACUGACCUAUAAACGUUCUGAGCUGACCUGGCGAUGUCUUCCGUAAGUAAAGCACUUCUCGUGUGUGUACCUGCUGCUUUCGCGACCGCAGUAGCUCUGUUUUACUUGAAAAAGACCCGCAAGAGAGAGUUUCGUCCCGCGGGACAUGUUUCGGGACUACCCGAUCAAGUCUUGCAAGGGAAUCCCGCUGGAUUAGGCGCAAUGUCUUCUCGAGGGUUUACGAUACGACAGGUUGGAUUUGCCAACACUGCCGCUGUAAUGAUCAACUCACAGUCAUCACUCAAAGAACUGAAUAAACAUUAUGAUGAGCCAGUCAACAUGGACAGAUUCAGGCCUAAUAUCAUAGUGGAUGGGGGGACACCCUACGAGGAGGAUAAAUGGAGGACCGUGAAGAUUGAAGACAAUGUCUAGUUUCGAUGAAUAAAAAAUUGUGUAUGGUAAUAUAACUAAAGAUAUCAAGUUGAACACUCACAUUGGUGAAAUUACGACCAAGUCUAACAAAACUCUUGGGUUCCUAAAACGUCAUGUCAAGGUCAGGUCACCAAUCUUAAAGAGAAAGCCUACAACGCUAUCCUUAGGCGUAAGACCAAUAUUGGAAUAAUACCGCCAUUUGGGAUGCGCGAGAGGGAGUUGAAAAUAGUGGCAAUUGGGUUGAAAUGACAAAACGGGAUGGGUUCUGUCAAGAUAAUACCCGUUGGACAGCGUCGCCAAUAUCCUAAACAAGCUUGGAUGGGACGCACUUACAAAGACAAGGGCAAUCUCUCGCCUCAAUCUUAUGUUUAAAAUAGUCAACAGCCAUGGUCUGGGCUUCUCUGAUCUAUAAUGCUUGCCAUUUUAAAGUUGCCCGAACGUGAGCGCCGAUCCGCUUAAGGGAGAAAGGACAGAGGAACCAAUGCGCACUCUAAAUAGGUGAUUCUUCCAUAACACCAAAGUAUGAUAUUUAUGAAAAUUUUGUCAGUGUAUUUUGUUAUAAGGCGCUUAUCUUUGUAAGUCCGUGCAAACUGCGCCAGCUUUGUUGAAGAGAAAGCACGUAGCAUUGUUGGUCCUGUUAAGAAAUGUAUUGAUGUAUGCCACAAAGUGCUGGCUUAUUUAGUUUCUGAUCAACAAGUGAGACUGCGCUAAUAAUGUUGACGGGUUGAUGUUUUUUGUACCGUUGAACAGGAGGAGAGGUUAUGCCGAUGGGAGCAUGAUAAAGAUAUGACAAAGGGGUCACCUCUUUAGUUUCGAACUCCAUGAACUACCACACCACUCUGGGGGCGUUAAAGCAUGUUCCAUAUCGAGCACACUAUUGAAUAUGCUUCAUUCUCAUGUCAUUGAAAAUGCUUCAUUCUCAUGUCAUUGAAUAUGCUUCAUUCUCAUGUCAUUGAAUAUGCUUCAUUCUCAUGUCAUUGAAUAUGCUUUAUUCUCAUGUCAUUGAAUAUGCUUCAUUCUCAUGUCAUUGAAUAUGCUUCAUUCUCAUGUCAUUGAAUAGUGCUUCAUUCUCAUGUCAUUGAAUAUGCUUCAUUCUCAUGUCAUUGAAUAUGCUUCAUUCUCAUGUCAUUGAAUAUGCUUCAUUCUCAUGUCAUUGAAUAUGCUUUAUUCUCAUGUCAUUGAAUAUGCUUCAUUCUCAUGUCAUUAAAUAUGCUUUGUUCUCAUGUCAUUGAAUAUGCUUCAUUCUAAUGUCAUUGAAUAUGCUUCAUUCUCAUGUCAUUGAAUAUGCUUCAUUCUCAUGUUAUUGAAUAUGCUUCAUUGUCAUGUCAUUGAAUAUGCUUCAUUGUCAUGUCAUUGAAUAUGCUUCAUUGUCAUGUCAUUGAAUAUGCUUCAUUGUCAUGUCAUUGAAUAUGCUUCUUUGUCAUUGCUCAUGUCAUUGAAUAUGCUUCUUUGUCAUUGCUCAUGUCAUUGAAUGCUUCAUUCCUCCUUUAUUCUCUUUUUCCCUUUUCCAGGGUCGGACCCGCGAUACGAAGGCAAGGCCUGGUUCGGUUGGGUUGGUACCCCGGAUGCGAUUGGCUUGAUCAAAGUUGGGGACCCUGUGCACGCGAUGUUAGAAAUCAAACAAGAGAGUUUGGAUCAUUAAAACUUUUUGUCUUCACAAAUCCAUGUAAAUGUUUCUGCAAAUCAGGAAUCCUACAUGAUAAACACAUCUUACACAUUACCCAUGGGGGUACAUCCCUUGCUUCCGCUUCUUUUGCUCUUUCGAGAGCAAUCGUAACGUGGGGGGAUCCAGAUAUGACACGCCCUUAGUUACGGUAAACGUGUUUCUCUCGCCCACUCGUUAUUGACUUUAUCUCCAGUGUAUGUGAAUAGAAAAUGGGCACUUGUUCGAAUUUGAGUUUUGAAUGUUCGCGAUGCUUGUAAUUUUUUUAACCUCGUUCCCAGGGCAUUUUUCUUUCUACCGAGCAGGUAGCAAAAACGGGCGGGGUCCAGGGAACAUGUUUGUUUUUAUUUUCGCUGUGUAUAUUUUAGAAAUUAUUUAACUCUGAAUGCGCGAACUUCAGAAAGAAGCCUACUGUUCGUGUAUUUCGUCGGUCUGAUUUCGACCAAUUAUAUAUAUAUAUUUUUUUUUUCUUGCAUGAAAAUAUCAAAUAUAUACUUUUACACUGAUGCAUAUCUUUUUUACGUAUAUAUUAUUAUAUUAAUCGUAUCUUCAGUUAGGGAAAAAGGCUCAUUUUGAUUUCAAUGUUUUGGUGUGAAAUGCUGGCGGCCCAACACAGAAAAAACACCACGAAACUCCAAACUUCCAGCACCAAACGGUAAUAAAUCACCAAUUGUUCUACAUUGUUCUACAGUCGUGUUUUACAGAUCAGUAGCAGGUUCAUACCGGCGCGCCCAUACUGGCCCUUUUGUAACGGCAUCCGCAUGCCAUGGAUAACCCCUUAGUUAUUUUUAGUCAUCUCAUUACGUCACCAAUCAAUGUAACGCUAGCGAUCACGUGACCUUAGCUUUAUAAACGCAGCAAAAUUGUAAAGCCCCUAAGGCUCACAGAAAUUCGACGGGUUCACACGGGUUUAAGUUAGCGCCGCCCUAGGCCAAGCUUGCUGUAAAGCUUACCAAGUUCUUACACGCAAUAAAACGCUAGCCUUGUGGAA
Nematostella vectensis (starlet sea anemone) is the source of this 3210-nucleotide messenger RNA. RefSeq lists its product as uncharacterized. The record is from RefSeq and is a predicted model, not a curated record. The transcript is spliced from 3 exons. Bases 179 to 556 code for a protein of 125 amino acids. Lineage: Eukaryota; Metazoa; Cnidaria; Anthozoa; Actiniaria; Edwardsiidae. Gene Ontology annotation, molecular function: pyridoxal phosphate binding; molybdenum ion binding; catalytic activity.